Penicillium lagena is the source of this 453-nucleotide messenger RNA. RefSeq names its product thioredoxin family protein. The transcript has 3 exons. The record is from RefSeq and is a predicted model, not a curated record. Lineage: Eukaryota; Fungi; Ascomycota; Eurotiomycetes; Eurotiales; Aspergillaceae. Bases 1 to 453 code for a protein of 150 amino acids.
AUGGAGCUCAAGAACAUUCUGAUUCUCACAUUCCUCUACAUCGCAUUCCGCAUCUACAUGUCGCGGACGUCAGGUUCAUCCACGAGCACCGAGCCCCACGGGAAAGUGACCAACGUUGACAACGAGGCUGUCUUCAAAGCCCUCACCUCCUCCGGCCCCGUCGUUGUCGACUUCUUUGCUACUUGGUGCGGCCCUUGUAAGGCCGCGGCCCCCAAAGUCGGCGAAUUGAGCGAAAAGUACGGAAAUGUCCGUUUUAUCCAAGUCGAUGUCGAUAAAGUACGCUCGGUGGCUCAGCAAAUGGUUGUGACUGCGAUGCCGACCUUUGUAUUCAUGAUGGAUGGAAAGGAAAUCCAGCGGGUUCGUGGUGCUGAUCUCAAGGCUAUGGAGAAAGCAAUUAUCGAUCUGGAGCGUAAACGUUCCUUGGAUAUUCCCAGCGAAGGGAAGGCAGUUUAG